Molecule: messenger RNA, 1506 nt
Organism: Melampsora larici-populina 98AG31
Lineage: Eukaryota; Fungi; Basidiomycota; Pucciniomycetes; Pucciniales; Melampsoraceae
Exons: 5
Coding region: 60-917 (285 amino acids)
Source: RefSeq, a predicted model, not a curated record
CUAGAUGGGGUAAUGGAGGAGGAGGCACAUUGAAAAGAGCACCAACGAAUAAGACUGUGAUGACUACGGCAGGAGGACAACCGGUGAUUGUGGAAGGAGCAUUGGCUGGAUUGAGUACAGAAGAAGGGGGUGAAGCUGUGGUUGAUGGUCCUGAUGAAAGAACUGGAACGAUCGCUCUAGGAGUUUCACAUAUCUUGAAGUUAUUGAGAGAGAAUCAAACUAAAGAAGAGGAAAGAAGAAGGAAUAAAGAGAUUGAGAAAGCAGCACAACCUAAACCAGUGAUUUCUAAUGAGAUGGAAGAAAGAAGAGCUAAGAUUGAAGAAUUACAGUUGAGAAGAGAAGCCGCUUUAGCUGAUGAUAAAGCAAAUCAUAUGGAAUCACUUGUGAUUGCAAUGAAACAACAAGCAGCUGAACAUGAUCGACUUUUAAAACAUAUUGUAGAACAAUUAGAUAGGAAACAAGAGUAUGAAGAAGGAGAAGAAGAACGAAAUAAAAAACAUGAAGAAGCUAUGGAAGGGGUGAAUCGGGUCUUGACGACUGUUGAAAGUGGAGUGAUGACUCAUUUAGAAGAAUUUAAAGCUCAAAUGUUUGCAGAGAUGAAACAAACUUUUGAAAAGGUUGGAGAAUUAAGAGAUCAAAAACAACAAAUCCAAUCUGAUAUUGCAGAUAUGUUAAUGUUUAUGAGUAAAGUAAGAGGAGGAGGACCAGAUCCAAGAUGGCAAUACCCAGCAUCAAUGCCAGCAGCUUCAGUGGCAGGAAGUGUAGGAGGAGGAGGAGCGGGCGAAAUGAAUGGAUAUACACCUAUCCCUAAUGUUUAUCCAAUCCCACAAAUGGAUUAUCAUCAAGAGAAUGGGAUGGAGAAUUUAGAUGGGAAGAGUGUUAGUGGGUUUGGACCUAGACCACCUGGUAGAAGAUAAAUCUGAAUGAAAUCUAAACGAAAAAAAAAGAUUGAAGGAAUUUGGGUUUUAUAGAAUCUGGUUUGGUUUGUUUAUAUAGAUCUUUUGGUUUUGGUUUUUUUUGAACAUACGUGGGUUUUUCUUUAUCUUUAUUAUUUUGAUCAUCCAUUGAUUGAAAAGGAUUUCUUUUUAUCAUUUAAUUUUUUCUUCUUUUUGGCUUUUGCUUGAUUUUUCAAUUUUGAUUCAUAAAAUGUUGAAUUGCAUGAUGAUUUAGUAGUAUAAACUCUCUGGAAAACGUUUUUUUUUCAUUUUGCUUUUUUGCUUUUGUUAAAUCUGUGUUCUUGUGUGUGUGUGUGUUUUUGUUUUCGGAUUAUAUAAUAUACAUAUAUUUAAUUUAUUUGUAGAUAUGAUUUUUUUGGGGGGAUUCUAGGAAAAUAAUUGGGUUUUUUUGUUGAAAAUGGGGAAAAUUAAACAUUUGUUUUGAUGAAUUGUAUUUUUAAAAAAAACAAUUAGAUACAGAUUUGACUACAUACUUACAUAGAUGGAUUGAGAUGAUUUUACUACGGAUUUUUGUAAAGGUUUAUUAGUUUAAAUUGAUUGAAGUCAAGAU